AUGCCUGGAUUUGCCAGAGACGCCGGUGAACGUGCUCCGGUGUCGAUUUUAGCGAAGAACGAUAGUUCUACCCGCGAAAUCACUGCUUACAAGGGAAACCUGGAAAACACGUCAAAGUGGCCAAAGUACCGGCCGAUGGAUGAGAAGACUUAUGUGAACCCACACAAGCUGCAAAUUGUGACGUCUGGAAAUGAGAAUAACAAGGAAAAUGGGCGUGCAUCGGAAAGUUGGGAAAUCGGAGGUAACAGCGAUGAUUUCAAAAGUCCAGCAAGUGCGCUAACCACCGCUGUAUCGUUCACAAUGGGAAACAGGUCUGACAAAAUAUCGCACAGAGGAUCUAUAUCAGCACGGCCGUCGUCGGUGGCGCUCACAACGCAAGGUGGAGCGAGCAGCACCGGUCCAGCGGGGUCAGAAUCUCGCCAGAACUCAAUUGCAAGCAACUAUCAUAUUGAUUCUAGUGCAGCUCCUUCCCGUCAAAACUCUGCACACAUGCCAGGAGAAUACAUUAGCAUGGAUUUUGCGAAUCAAAAUAUGCCAAAGUCCCAGCUAUCCUCUAAUAACGCCAAUCCUGCCCGCAAGCAACAGCUUCCCAGCAACAAAGCACUCAUCGAUGCCCAAAUGGGACCAAAGCUGCCUUUUACUGAGUUUUUCCAAAAACACGAUGAUAACAAAAUUCAUAUUUUGAUAGGCGCCACAGGAUCCGUCGCCACCAUCAAAGUCCCUGUAAUCAUCGACAAACUGUACAAAAACUACGGACCAGACAAGGUUUCAAUCCAGCUUGUGGUGACAAAACCAGCCGAGCAUUUCUUGCGCGGAUUGAAAAUUUCGACAGAUGUGAAAAUAUGGCGGGACGAGGACGAAUGGUGCGGCUUCAAAAGAAUGGGAGAUCCUAUGCUUCACACCGAGCUUCGAAGAUGGGCAGACAUCUGUUUGCUUGCUCCCUUAUCUGCGAAUACCCUGGCGAAAUUAGCGUACGGUAUUUGCGACAAUUUGCUGACAUCUUUACUUCGGUGUUGGACACCUUGCACCCCUGUUUUGGUGGCUCCAGCUAUGAACACAUUCAUGUACACCCACCCUGUAACUAAAAAGCAUCUAAUGAUGCUACAGGAAGAAUCGCCUCACAUAACCAUACUGAAGCCCGUGGAAAAAGUUCUAGUGUGUGGUGACAUCGGUAUGGGUGGAAUGCGCGACUGGCACGACAUUGUGGAUAUUUUGACGAGAAAGCUAGCCGAGGUUCGCACUGACGUUGACCAAGGCCUGGCAGAAGAUGAGGAAGAUGAUGACGAUGAAGAAGAAGGCGAUACCAACCUACCGGACGAAACCGAUUCCGACGACAGUGGCGUCGACGGAGGAGAUGACGACGACGACGACGACGAUGAAGACGAAGACGAAGAAGAAAGCAAAAGAGACAACGAAAAACACGCUACGAAUGGCAGCAACAGAGAAUUGAGUGAAAAAAGUAGCUGGAAAACACAUGAAGGAAACGAGCUGCUGUGA
Lachancea sp. 'fantastica' is the source of this 1497-nucleotide messenger RNA. The record is from the annotation of a GenBank genome assembly. Lineage: Eukaryota; Fungi; Ascomycota; Saccharomycetes; Saccharomycetales; Saccharomycetaceae.